Cynoglossus semilaevis (tongue sole) is the source of this 3016-nucleotide messenger RNA. It is a transcript of the gene cfdp1, whose product is annotated as craniofacial development protein 1. The record is from RefSeq and is a predicted model, not a curated record. The transcript has 7 exons. The coding region runs from base 232 to 1134 and encodes 300 amino acids. Gene Ontology annotation, cellular component: Swr1 complex. NCBI's taxonomy places the organism in Eukaryota, Metazoa, Chordata, Actinopteri, Pleuronectiformes, Cynoglossidae.
AUAAAACGUUAACCUUACGAAACAAAUUAAAAUGUAAUCACGGUGUUAUUUUAUUUAUUUGGCUUCAGACAAGGUCUUUGUGAAUAAACAACCGUACGGUUACAGCGUUAGAAAGGGGAGGGAACGUUGUACAGGGAGAAAAGACACCAAGCCGGAAGCAUAUCGUCGGUGCACACACUCUGCUAGUGUUGUAUUUACGGUAUUGUUAGUAGGGAACUGUUUUAUUUCAAAAUGAUGAAUUAUUCUGACUACGACUCUGACGGGUAUGAGUCCAACGAUGACGCAGACUACGUACCCUCAGAUGACAACCUCAGUGAAGAUGACAUUAAUGAGUGUGUAAAGGAAGACCCUCUGAACGAUGAUGGAGAUGAACCACGUCCUGAUGACGUCAGGACAAAGAAGAACAAGAAGAAAGACAUCAGUGUGAGGAAGAGGAAGAAAGGAGUACUAAAGCUACAGAAGGAGGAGGAGAAAGAUGUAGGAGGAUCGGAACAGAUAGAGGAGCCACAGGAGGACCUGACCAAAGCCACUGGCACAGGGGAAAAAGAAACAAAAGCAAAGAAAAAGGCUGAUGAUCUGUGGGCGAGUUUUCUGUCUGACGUGGGAUCAAGACCUAAAGAAUCGACUCCUGCUUCACCGUCAAGUUCAGCGCAGAAGGAGGACACCAAUGUAAUAACAGCUGUAACAAAAACAUCAGAACCCGCCAAAGUCACCAUCACCAAGGUUUUUGACUUUGCUGGAGAAGAGAUUCGGGUGCAGCAAGAAGUUUCCGCAGACUCCAAAGAAGCUAAGACUUUUUUUAAAAGUCAAAACAAAGAUGAGCAGGAGAAAGACGAUGAAGUGGAGACGUCGUCAACCAGCCAGACGCCUUGUCCUGGCCCAAGUGCUAAGCGUCCGGCAGGAAUGUCCAACCUCCUGGGUCGCAUUGGUGGGAAGAAGCAGAAGAUGAGCACGCUGGAGAAGUCCAAGAUGGACUGGGACGCGUUCAAAUCGGAGGAGGGCAUCACCGAGGAGCUGGCCAUUCACAACAGAGGACGAGAAGGGUAUGUGGAACGGAAGAACUUCCUGGAUCGAGUCGAUCACCGGCAGUUUGAGUUGGAAAAGGCAGUGAGACUGAGCAACAUGAAACCAUGACAGUAUUUGACAGUACAGCCUACACAUACACACACACUCACACACAAUCACACACACACACACGAACAGAUGUUGGUCUGCCUGUGUCUUCUGUUCUCGCUGCCGUGGCCUCAGUACAGGCAGCUCAGGCUGCUGCUGUGGAAUGAGUCUAUUUCAGGACCAGGAUAUUAUUAGGAAGUGUUUGUGUAAUGGAUGGGUGGGUGUUGGGUGCUCUGCCUUUCCAUCUAUUUUCUCAACCAAGGCAACAAUGGUCACAUUUCAUUGUCUAGUUCUGUCGUUAGGGGUCUGCGAACACCGUUAUUACGCCGUAAUUACGACGUUGGAUGUCGACACACAGUCGGAUCAAACGCUAAUGCGAGCUGCGAAUACAGUAAUCCAUUCAUCCUCAACCGCUUAAUCCUUUUCAGGUAUGUGAAGUGGGCGUUGAAGCCCAUCCACACAGUUAUCAGGUCGCGGGGAAGGUGGGGGGGAGGGGCAGGGGGUACACCCUGGAUAGUUCAACAUCUCAGGUCCACAUACAAAGACAAACAAGCGUUCAUACUCGUAUCUAUGUUCAACAUAAUGUGUUCUGUUGACCAAACCCUUUGUGUUUGUGGAUUGUGGGACGUAGCUGGAGUUUCUGAGGACAAUCUCAUGCAUGCCCUGAGCAAAACAGGCAAUAAGAAUCCAGCUAUUCAACAUCUAAACUUACUUGGUUACACAGUUCUUGUUCAGUAGAUUAGCCAAAUUGUCAUUGCAAGUGUAUAGCAACAUGCUAUUAUGCUAAUGAGUCUGUUUUAGCUGUGUAUGUGUUUAAUUCUCAAUAAUUAUAGUAAUCAAUCAUGUCUCUUGGUUUGCAGUUGAUGUUAAAUAUGUGGUCCUAAAACCCAGUCCUAUAAUAUUUAGAUUUAAACUAAAUGGCUGCAUUCACAGUGAGCUGAGCUCUACAUGUGUUGAUGAACACGUGUGUUUUCUCACCCAUUCUUAGUUUUGGUUAAAGUCCAGGUCUAAGGACAUUAGCUUUGAUCAUUUACUUAAUAAUUCAUUUUUUAACUCAUUUUUAAGUCAAGAUUUUAAUGAUGAUGAUGUUUGUUUUUGAGGUCGCUGGUCAUUUCACGUGAUAAUUACGAUCAUUUGUUCCUUCCUGUUUGGCCUGGUUGUCUUUAUUUCCUCAAGUGAUGAUCAUUGCCCCGGUGCUGCUCUUCUCAUGCAGUGUUGUUUGGCUUCAUUGACAGACGUUGUAGGUUACUGGGGUAAAUGCUCCGCACAUGUAGGUUGCCUGUUGCCUGUUCCAGGGGAACACAGCAACAAUGGAAAACCUGGCCAUUCACAGUUCUGUAGAGCUCCAUAUGCUGAAGUGACACCAGUCCACUGCCUUUGGGAACGUCAGCAGAACACAGCACAUUUUCAUAUCGUAAGGUCGAUCUUUGAGGUUUGUUUAAAAACUCUCAAGAUACUGUUGUAAUUGGGAAAUCAUGUUGCAGCAAUAAAAGAGUAGAGAACACUGACAAGCCACUCUGGUGUUACCAAAUUAAGAAGUGAAAAGAUUUUAAUUUGACACAUUUUCAGAGAAAGGUUGUUUUUUUUUUUACUCACUCUACAUUCUGAGCACUUCCUCAACUGUCACUGCACACUUUAGUGCUCAGGAAUCAGAACAGAUCUGAGUCCUGGAAAGAUCGUAUCACAGUGACAGCGGACUCUGUCCUGUACAUGAGGCCGUGUUUUGUAAACAAACAGGCAGAACAUUGGGGAGAAUAGAUAAUAUUACAGAUGCAGAGAGAGACAAGGAGGAGAAUAUUGGAGGGUUUUUUAUAUACUGUCAAUGGUUCGGUGUCUUUGAACAGUUCUUUUCAUUCAUGUAAAUAUAUACACCCAAUAAACAUAUUCUUUCUUUAAAUGUGGU